Molecule: messenger RNA, 2526 nt
Organism: Labrus bergylta (ballan wrasse)
Lineage: Eukaryota; Metazoa; Chordata; Actinopteri; Labriformes; Labridae
Product: protocadherin alpha-10-like
Biological process (GO): homophilic cell-cell adhesion
Cellular component (GO): plasma membrane
Molecular function (GO): calcium ion binding
Source: RefSeq, a predicted model, not a curated record
CGGUGUUCUCAUCGUAUGCUUGUAUAUCAAGAAAUAUGAAUAGCGCUUAUUUGUGUGAAAGAUAAUAUUUGAGAAUUGUGAAAUUGAUCUAGUGAGAGUGAUUUGAUGAACAGUUGGAUUAGUUUUGCACCAAAGACGGAUUUCCUUGUUUUUUUCUUCACGAUGGGAAAACGAGGACAAAGGCGACGGGUAAACUGCUGGUGUGUUACCGGGAUUUUGUUGCUUUGCUUCUUGGAGCGGGUUAUGGCUCAGCUGAGAUAUGCUGUUCCAGAAGAAGUACGAGCUGGAUCCCCCGUUGGAAAUGUUGCAAAGGAUUUAGGCUUGGACAUUAGCACUUUGAAAGACAGGCGGUUUCGGAUUGUUUCUGGGCCAAAUCAUGCUCUGUUCCAGUUAAAUCAAAACAAUGGAGUGCUUUAUAUCGGGGAAAAGGUGGAUCGGGAAGAGCUAUGUGAAGGAAUGAAAGUAUGCUUGAUUAACCUGAAAAUCGUUGUUGAAAGCCCACUGGAAAUACACCAUGUUGGCGUUGAAAUAACGGAUGUUAAUGAUCAUUCACCGACUUUUCCCGAAAGUGAGCAGCGACUGGAAAUAGCAGAGCACACUCCUCCAGGUACACGUUUCCAAAUCCAUGCAGCUAGAGACCCUGAUGUUGGUACGCAGUCGGUCAGACUGUACAAAUUAAACCAGAAUGAGUUUUUUGAAAUUGAAACCAGAGACACUGAAGAGGAUAAGAUACCAUUUUUAGUGCUGAAAACGCCAUUGGAUAGGGAACAAAAGGCAGAACAUUGUUUAGUGCUAACUGCUCUGGAUGGAGGCAAUCCAUCUAAAUCUGGAGGUCUCAAUCUAACGAUCACUGUGCUGGAUACAAAUGAUAAUCGCCCUGUGUUCAGCAAAGAUAUAUACACCGUGUCGUUAAACGAAAAUGCACCUAUUGGAACUCUUGUAAUAAAAUUAAAUGCUACAGAUUUAGAUGAAGGUUCUAAUAGCGAAAUAGAAUACAGUUUUGGAAAAACGCAAAAGAAGAAAGUGCAUGACACAUUUGAAUUAGACAGCGUCAAUGGCGAGAUUCGAGUAAAAGGAAAAGUAGACUUCGAAGAUACGGAGAUAUACAGACUAGAGCUGCAGGCUUCGGAUAAAGGCCAGCCACCUCUGACGGGCGGUAGUAGGGUUGUUGUAAAAAUAAUGGAUUUGAAUGACAAUAAGCCAGAGAUUGAAGUAACAUCAUUGUCAAACUUGGUCCCAGAAGAUUCCAAGCCUGGCACGGUUAUUUCUCUCAUCAGUGUCACUGACAAAGAUUCGGGCAUUAAUGGAAAAGUUAUUUGUGCAAUCUCGAAAAAUGUUCCGUUUGAUUUGACGCCAUCUAUUGAGGAAAACAUGUAUUCUCUUGUUACAAAGGGACGUUUGGACCGAGAAAUGGUGUCCCAUUAUGACAUCACAAUAACCGCUACAGACUGUGGUGAACCCCCUCUUUCCACUGUAAAAAGCCUGAGUGUCCAGGUGUCUGAUGUUAACGACAACAGACCAGUUUUCACUCAGAAUCCAUUUGAACUGUAUUUGGUAGAAAACAAUGCCCCAGGUGCAUCAAUACUGUCCGUGAUAGCUGUUGAUAAUGAUCUGGAUGAAAAUGCUGUAAUAACAUAUCGUAUAGUGAGAGGCGAUGGGCUUCAGAGUGAUGCGACAACUUUCCUUAAUGUAAAUCCAGAAAAUGGACAAAUAUCUGCGCUGAAAAGUUUCGACUUUGAAACAGUGAAAACGUUCCAGUUCCAAGUUGUGGCCACAGAUUCUGGAACUCCGUCACUAAGCAGCAACGUCACAGUGAACGUGUUCAUUCUGGAUCAGAACGACAACGCUCCAGUCAUCCUGUAUCCAGUCAGCUCCAACGGUUCUGCUGAAGGUGUGGAGGAGAUUCCCCGCAAUGUGAACGCAGCACACUUGGUGACUAAAGUCAGAGCCUAUGACGCUGAUAUAGGAUAUAACGGCUGGUUACUGUUUUCACUGCAGGAAGUGACUGAGCACAGUCUCUUUGCUUUGGACCGCUAUACAGGACAGAUCAGAACACUUCGCUCAUUCACAGAGACAGACGAGGCUGAGCAGAAACUGGUCAUACUGGUCAAAGACAAUGGAAACGUUUCCCUCUCUGCAACAGCUACUGUCAUUGUCAAAGUUGUGGAGCCCAAAGAGGCUUUUGCUGCUUCUGAUGUUAAAAGUGCAACAAACGAUGAUGAGGAGAGUAAUGUGACUUUUUAUCUCAUGAUAACUUUGGCCUCAGUUUCAGCACUUUUUCUCAUCAGCAUCAUCGUGCUCAUUGCAAUGCAGUGCUCCAAAUCCACAGACUACACUUCCAAAUAUCUACAAGAGACUAAUUAUGACGGGACACUGUGUCACAGCAUCCAGUACAGAUCUGGAGACAAACGCUACAUGUUAGUGGGACCCAGAAUGAGUAUAGGAUCUACUAUAGUCCCGGGCAGCCAUGCCAACACACUAGUGCUCCCUGACAGGAGGAGGACUUCUACAGAGGUAAGAUUUUAA